AUAAAAUAAGUGAGGCUGGUGACUGAUUCAAUAUGUUCCAUUUAGUUCUAAGAGGAGGCGAUUCGCGCCUAGAAUUCGCGUAGUACGAGUACGGAAUACGAAGAAGUCCUGGCACAUGAUGAUGUGGAAGAAGAACAAAAGUUCUUCAAGUGGCUUUGAAUCAAUCAAGAGCGUCGAAAUGAAGUAGCCUAAUAUAGAAGUAGCCAUUCCCUUGUAUGAUGAACGAUUUCUAGUGGAAGACAAGAGAAAAAAACGUGAAUACUUCUGGCGCGUCGUGGUGGUACGAGAACCUGUGCUAGUAUCACUUCAUGCGCAAGAGCGCGCUCUGCCGACUUCUUUCGUGCUGACCACGAAAACGAGCCGGCAAAAAUCUUAACUUUGAACGAGGACAUUUCCUUCGUUUUCACUUCCUUCGUGGCAGCAGAGAAAAGCACCACUUCCAGACAAGAAUUCGAACGCACAAGACGCCACGGAAAAUACGAGCAGGAGGAAGAUAACGAUGAUAAUAAUAGCAACAAAACUUCCCCUUCUUCUGCCGUUUUCCAUCAUUGUGUUCUUUAACCACCACAACCAGCAAAAUUAAGACGCAUCAGGAGUUCCGGCCGCCGCCACAGGCGCGGCAGCCGCGCACGUCUAGCGCGCCGGAGCCAAACAAAUUGAUCCAGCCGCAAGAGAACCAGCACCCCACGCACAACAUCGGGCCGAUCGCGGCGCAGACUAUGCGUCAGUUGCCGAGUUACUAUAUAAAGGGAAAGUUUAUCGGAAAGGGCGGCUUCGCAAGAUGCUACGAAUUGACACACGCCGAGACCAACGAGGUCUUCGCCGUAAAGAUCGUCUCCAAGGCUUCAAUUUCCAAACCGCGGGCGCAGGCAAAAUUGAAGAGCGAGAUUUCGAUUCACAGAAGUCUCAACCACGAGAAGGUGGUGCGAUUCUACGAGUACUACGAAGACCAAGAAAAUGUCUACAUCAUCCUGGAACUCUGUCCGAAUCAAACCUUGAACGAAUUCUUGAGGAAACGAACCAACAGGCGAAUGGCCGAACCAGAAGCCAUGUUCUACAUCUACGAUCUAAUCCUGGCGCUGAAGUACAACUCUAUCAUUUGCUUGCAAUCAUAGUAGCGUUGUGUUUUCCGUUCUCUUUCUGCUGCACGGAAGAUUUUCUACCGGGGACGACAUUUUUACAUCGAGAUGAGAAACUCUGUGCAACAACGAACAUGAACCAGGUACCUGCACAAGCACAGAAUUCUCCACCGAGAUCUGAAGUUGGGUAAUUUAUUCCUGGACGAUUGCAUGAGGAUAAAAAUCGGCGACUUUGGUUUAGCGGCGCAGCUCGAGUCAGACGAUGAAAAACGGCGAACAAUAUGCGGCACACCAAACUACAUAGCACCGGAGAUUCUCGACGGUAUAUAUAAUGCUGGAUCUUGCCAGUGUUUUGCUUUUGAUGUUGGAAAUGGAAUAAUGAAUGGAGGAUGUGUGAUGUGAUUGCAAUGUCAACAUGACAAGGCAAGGGAAUUGUUUCGUGCACACACAAUAAAAGGUAAAACCGGACACAGCUACGAGGUAGAUGUUUGGAGUUUGGGCGUGAUACUCUACACCAUGUUGAUCGGCAAACCACCAUUCGAAACGUCCGACGUCAAGGCUACCUACCGGAAAAUCAGGUAGAAUAACUUUUUCGCGUCUGCAUUCCAGAAUUUCCAACACAGGAUCGAGUUUGUUUUCGUGCUGUAAUGCAUGUAUGAGAAUGAUGUACGAAGUUGGUCUUCACACGACUUCCAGGUAUAACCAGUACUCCUUCCCGGACACGGUGGCGAUAAGCGAGCAAGCGAAACUGUUGAUUCAGACGCUCCUUCAAACGGAUCCGAGAGCACGGCCGCAGCUAGACGAGGUAUGCGUAUUGAUGCUAGAUGUGAUGUCAACUUCCUUCCAUAUGCCUCUUCUUGGGCGAGGAGCUCAGUGAACACCUGGAAUUGUCAUGUUGACAUGCACUUGGAACCACACUGCCUACAGGUCAUGCAUUCCAAGUGGUUGACGAUAUCGCGGCUGCCACCGCCAAUACCGCAAGGAAUCAACGACAUGAAGAUGAUGAGCCGAGCAAAGACAGCAACCGCACAAAGCAGUCAUCCGCCGCCACAGCACCAGGCACCGAGCGUCAGCACCACUGUCGGGAGCAAUACAAACGGCAUCGUUUCAGGUAUCACUGACUUCAUUUUGUCGUAGAAAAAUACCCGUGUCGCGACGGAUUCUUGUUGGGAGUUACAAAAGAGGGACUGUCGAAACCGCAUCGAUUUUCUAAUACUACAGGUCCUGGUUCCGGCGCCCCAGUCUACAACUACGGAGCUGAGGUCGAGCGUCGAGGCGCCGCCAGCUCCAGAUCAGAAACUCCUGAUCGUACUAGUCAUUGCUUCGUAGAAACUUUUGAAGGAAAGUGACUAGUAAAAGUAGGGAAAAAAUGUAGUUUUUUUGCAAGGACGCAGAAAAAAUGAACGAAGAUAACAAGCUGUUUGUGAUUAACCUACUGAUCCCGCCGUCUGAAUUCAGGUGCUUUGGACUUCGCGCGAUUAGACUCGCCCUGCCCGCGCAGUCGGGGGCAGUUUGAGCGGUACCCGAUGCGGGAGCGGUCCCCCAGUUUGUUCACCAGUCCUGGCCGUGGAAGCGAAAUAUCAAAGCGCAGCAACCACCAGUCCGCGGUGCCCUCACACCACCAUGGCGGCGCGCCGGGCUCCGCGUCCGGCAGGCCUCCGCUGUAUCAAAUGUAAAAAUGUCUGGGUCUGGAAGAUUCUGAGAUUUGUCAUGCAUGUUUUGCAUGACCCAGGAUGUCUGUAAUGGACGACCGCGCAUCACAGAUUUUGAGAGGGCUUCCUGAUGCCUACUCCGCAUGACAAACGCCCUCCCCGCGCAGCACAAACUAGACUCCUCUUGCUGGUCAUGCAAUACAGAUUUUGCUAGAGUCCAAAGUUAGCAUGACAAGUUCCAAUCUUCCAGACCCAGACAUUUUUACACUUGAUACGCUGUACAACCAGACAACGCACGACCAAGAGAAUGUCUUCCCGCCGCCAGUGCACCACAGCAACAAUGCAUACGGUUACGAAGACCCGCCGGGGGCGUUCCGCUACACAGCCGCGAGCAGCAGUUCGGCGAUACCGAACAGCAGCGCGCGCACCCACAAUCUGAACGCGCACGGCUCCGGGUUGAUACGGCCGAGCUCGGCGAGACCGCCGCUGCGGGUCAGUAACUACAACGGGGCAACCUCGAUAGGGACACCGCGGACCGGCGGCUUGCUGGAAUCGCGCGCGCGCGCAAAUAGCGGGGAUCGGAGACCCAUGUCAGCCAGAGUUGUGCCCGCGCAACUCAGCGACCGGGGGAGGCCCGGGCCACUUUCUAGCGCAAGAGGAGCCGAGUCGUCGGAGCGAAAGUCUUCAGCCGUGCGAACGCCUGUCGGGGAGAAACGGCGAGAGGACGCCCAUUUCGCAAGUCCAGCAGUCUUCCUCGACGCGCUCGGGUACAGGUAUAGCCCGACGGCGGGAAGUGCAAAGGAAAAGCCAAUGGUAUUCUAUUGCUUUCUUGGAUGCCAUUAGGGCGUUGCACUGAUGAUCUGCUCUUCGUGAUCCAUCGUGCAGCACAUCUCUACUUCUUUCGGACUAGCAUGCUUUGAUUCAAUGAUUCAUUUAGGCAUUGGCAGAGCUAUCUACCCGUUUUUUUUAGGAGAAGAGAGAUUUCGACGAGCGAAUGAAAAAAACUGCAAACUGUUACACCCAAACUCAGUCCGCCUAUGCAAAAGGAGUGCAAGAAAGGCUGCAUCAGGCGUAUAGUCCAAAGCCUGUAGACCGAUACGCAAAACCCGUAUCGCCCUAUGCCAGAGUAGAGCCAUCCCCCGGGCACCAUCAGAGCAAUAGCUACAGUAAACCACCACCAACAUCAAAACCCGUUUUGCAACCACAGAGUACCGCGGUGCAGUCAAUAGCAAAGCCUCCCCAGCCGGGCGGAGACGAAACGCUGCCGGAGCUCUGGGUCACAAAGUGGGUGGAUUACAGCUCGAAAUACGGAAUCGGGUACGUCUUCUCCGACCACAGCAUAGGGGUAUUGUAACAAACUUUUUUUUCGCUUUUUUCGGUAAGAGAAUGAAUGAUUUGUCGUGCUCUUCCGAGAAGGUUCGAUUCAACUAACUGCUGCAAGUUACUUACACUUGCUGCUGAAACGACGUUGAUUCAUUACCAAUUGCACCACAACAACCAGGUUUACUUCAACGAUAGCACAAAGAUUAUACUGGAGUCCUCGACAGGGAUCGGGUUCGAGUACAUAACGCGGCGAACCAUGGACCGUCCCGAGCAGCGCAGUAGACACACGCUGGAAGACUACCCCGACGACCUGCGGAAGAAAGUGACCCUGCUGAAGCACUUCAAGAACUAUCUCCUCAUCUCCGGCCACAGCGAGCGGAAGGACAACAGUCAGGCGACGCUCGGGGAGUCGGGGCUGGUCGCAAAUCCUAGUAGCAUCUCGCACCACUACGAUCCUAACAUGGCACGGGGAGAAAAGCCGUAUGUGAAGAAAUGGAUGAAAAACCGGCACGCGAUCAUGUUUCAGCUCAGUAACAAGAUCGUCCAGGUACUUAGUUACAAUGUGGGGCCGGGGGGUUUUAGGUCAAAAGUGAUUUUGGUCGUCGUGAGCUGCAAAUAUAGACAAAAGGAAAGAUGACCAAACAUGCAUAUCUCGCCACUGAACGCAGUUAGAGCAGGAAAAUGAGAUUUUCUAAUUCUCAGGUUAUUUUUUUCGACAAGACGGAAGUAGUCCUCAGCUCAAAAACGCACACGGUGACGUAUGUGGACAAGCGCGGCCAACGUUCCUCUUACCCCCUGCAAUCGGUAAUGGAGAUCAGUAACACCGAGCUCGCGAAACGACUGCGGUACACCAAGGACAUUUUGGUGAAUCUGCUGUCUGGGACGAGGGCGCAAACGCGGGGAGACGGCUCGGUGGUUGGUUCUUAGCUCGGUGGCUCUUUCCGAAUAAAAAUCUCGGGAAGACCAAGUAGAUUUAAAUCUGUUCUUUCGAAGUCUCUGCAUGUUGGACUUUUCUCUUAGCUUGCUAAAAACAAUCACUUACAUUACAGGAGUUUCUACCUCCGAAUGGUUACUUUCUCGAUGUAUUCAAUUUUUAUGCUGGCAGCAGUAGCAGUUCUGUGCAUCGCACGCUGCUUGCCGACUGUGCGGUCUGCAGAAGAUUUUUAGUUUGCAAUUCAGAUCGAAAGCUGGUUUAGCGACGCUGGGACUGAUUCUAAAACGCGUCGUCCGGAGGUUAUUCUACUUUUUUUGUUUCAGCAGCUGAAAACGAUUUUUUUUCGUCGAUGUGAGAAAGAUAGAUACAGUCACAGAGACAAAGCCGACACUUCAGAUUUGGCUCUUCCUAUUUGCGGAUUUUUAGAUUUAUCCUCAAUUAUACACAGAUUUGGACCGCGAAACUUUGAUAUCAGCCAAAUAAUAUUGCAAAUUAUUCUUUUGGGUAAUUUAUUGAGAGCACAAAGUCUGUAUGUGAUUUAACUUCUUACUUCAUGUCAGCAACGCGCAUCAGUAGUGAUGCGUUGUUCGGAGCAAGCCAAUCAGAAUCAAAAUAAUCCUGUAUGUUGAGCAAAGUUUUAAAUUGGGAUCUAUUGCGCUUCUAUUUCUUCUUUUCAUCAGUUCAUCUUCAUUACACUACACCUGCCAAAUAAACAACAAUCUUUUACUGGGGUCACUGAAACUCCACGGGUUGCGGUAGCUUCUACUUUUUUUUUGUGAUUCAGUAUGUCGCCUCGUUUGCGGCGGUCAAAGUCACUAUCGCGAAUAUUGUAGUCGAUACUACUGAGUCGCAUUGAAAUAAACUAUUUAAAUCUCAUGCUAAAAAUAUCGGAAUCUUGUUUGAUUGCACACCACUGCUGCCAUAGCUGCUUCUACCAGACGUUUUUAUUUUGCGAUUAGGACCAGAAAUUUAGAUUUCUCAAUUUUGCAAAACUUGUGAAUUUUUCUGUUGAUUGCUUUUUUCAAAUCAAGGGAC
Messenger RNA from Amoebophrya sp. A120, 6023 nucleotides. NCBI's taxonomy places the organism in Eukaryota, Dinophyceae, Syndiniales, Amoebophryaceae. The record is from the annotation of a GenBank genome assembly.